AUGUUCUUCAAAGGAAGAAGCUGGCUUUGGUUAUAUGUGAGAACAAGUAUCAUUCUAGGAAGUGAGCUAAACAGCCCAGAGCGACGUGGGCAAAAUAAUUGUUAUCAGCUUAACAGCUUUCACUGCAGCUUUGAGGAAGCAGAGCACUACUGCCAUGCCCAGGGUGGAUUCCUAGCUCAUAUUAGGAACCAGGAAGUUCCAGAUCACAUCUGGGACUUUCUGGAAGAAGGAAAAAAGUGGUGGAUUGGGCAAAAUGUAAUGCCACUGAAAAAACAUCAAGAUGAAAAAUAUCCAGCAGACAUUGUUGCCCACGGGGACACAAAGCCCCCCAGCUGCACCUACCUGUCCAGAAACUUCAGUCGGAUCUCAUUCAAAGGGGACAAGUGCUCACUGGGACACUAUUUCAUUUGCCAGACUGAUGCCUUUUUGGACGGAGAUGCCCGUUAUGAAAGAAACGGAAAUAAUUCUCAUUUGCCAUGGAGACCCGAGAAGACAAAAAGAGAAGCUGAAAUACCAAGAAACAAAAUGCCCCCAGGAGGUGCUCAUCUUUCAACCACAUGUCACCAUCCUCCUCAUGCUCAUCUUUCCAAGAUGCUGUGUCAUCCCAUCAGCCCAUUCUCUUCAGUACUACCAAAAAUCACAGCACAGGUAACGCCAGUCACAUCUGAACCCAGCAGCCAGCCUCUUCCUGCGAGAACAGAGCCCACCAGUCCUGUGUCUGUCACACGUGCUGGUCAGUCUCAGAUGGAAACGGCUUCAAGCCCAGAGGAAGACACCCAUCCAAAUAGCUUCACCUCUCAUCGCCCAGCAUCACUGCAGAACGCGUCUGGUCAGGUCAUAGAUGAGAUAGUAGGAAACUUCAGCAGAGCUGUUCAUGGUUUGCAAGCUCAUAACAAACUGCAGGAAGCUUGUGAGGUACUCCAGAAACUAACAGCCUUGACCCCGAGAUUUUCUAAGCCAGCUCAGGUUCAUCUCAUCAAUUCCCUUAUUUACCUGAGUGAACAGUUCCUGAGGAUCCCAUUUCAGAACAAUAGCAGUCUGGGCUUCAAAGUUCCUGCGACUAUCUGCCUCUUUCAUUAUUUCAACAAUGUCAUCAAAGCUGGAGAAGGAAGUUGGCAGGGAUCCAAGCGUGACCCUGAGCAGGUAGAAGACAUGCUGGAAAUGUCCUUGGUGGCGCUUGGGAAUAUUGGGGAAGCAUUUCUAGAGCAGAAGCAGCCUCCCGAGUCUUCCGUGACUUUGACCUCUUCUAUUGCUUCUCUGCUGCUGAGCAGACAAAACCUAUCAACUUUACCUCUGAGCUCUUACACACUGGGUCACCCGGCCCCUGUGAGGCUAGGCUUUCCAUCGGCUUCAGCUUUGAAGGAGCUCUUGAAUAAACACCCCGGAGUUAAUGUCCAAGUGAGUGUGAAAUUGAUUGUGAUCGGAAUGAAAAUGGGAUCUUAUGGCCAUGUAGGCAUUGGGGCGAAAAUCAUGCUCUGGAGAAAUGUUAGCCUGGAAACCCAUCCCACCAGCGUCAACAUGAGCACAGAUCAGUUUACAAUCACAGUGAACGUCACGUCCUUGGAGAAAUCCCUGAUAGUGAGCAUAGAUCCUGACAGUCCCCUUUUAAUGACUCUCUACCUGGGGUUUCAGUAUCAGCCUAACUGCACUCACUUCCACCUGAACAUCACUCUUCCAAAGGAUAAGGUGUGGCAAAAAGAUGAGGAGUACAUAUGGGUACUGACUCCAGAGCAUCUACAGCAUGGGAUUGGCACCUACUACAUAACAGCUGUGCUGAGAGAGAGCCAGGAGGGUGUUCAGCAGAUGCCCAGCUUGGUCUCCGUCAUCACAGCCGUCACCCAGUGUUAUUACUGGGACAGCCACAACCAGACGUGGAGCAGCCAUGGAUGCCAAGUUGGGCCACAGAGCACAAUUCUGAGGACACAGUGUCUCUGUAACCACCUGACCUUCUUUGCCAGCGACUUCCUCGUCGUGCCCAGGACUGUGAAUGUUGAAGACACUAUCAUACUCUUCCUUCAUGUGACCAGCAAUCCUGUUGGGGUGUCGCUGCUGGCCAGCCUUUUAGGAUUCUACAUGAUCAUAGUUGUGUGGGCCUGGAGAAAAGAUCAAGCAGAUAUGCAGAAGGUGAAGGUUACUGUCCUGGCUGAUAAUGACCCCAGCGCUCAGUUUCACUACCUGAUUCAGGUCUACACCGGAUAUAGAAGAAGGGCUGCUACAACAGCUAAGGUUGUCAUCACCCUCUACGGAUCAGAGGGACAGAGUGAGCCCCAUCACCUUUGUGACCCCCAGAAGACGGUCUUUGAACGAGGGGGCCUGGAUGUCUUCCUUCUCACCACUCAUUCCUCUCUAGGGGAACUGCACAGCCUUCGGCUCUGGCAUGACAAUUCUGGCCUCAGUCCUUCCUGGUAUGUCACCCAGGUAAUUGUCUGUGACAUGGCAGUUAAGAGGAAAUGGCAUUUCCUGUGCAAUUGCUGGCUGGCUGUGGACCUCGGAGACUGUGAGCUUGACCGGGUCUUCAUACCAGUUUCAAAGAGAGAGCUCCUUUCCUUUAGACACCUGUUUUCCUCCAUGAUUGUAGAAAAGUUCACCCAGGAUUAUCUGUGGCUUUCAGUUGCAACUCGGCAUCCCUGGAACCUGUUUACAAGAGUCCAGCGGCUGUCUUGCUGCAUGACACUGCUCCUCUGCAACAUGGUCAUCAGCAUUAUGUUCUGGAAGAUAAGUGGCACCACUGGCAAGAGAGAUGAGCAAAUGGGUACAUUUGCUGUGGCCUGGUCUGAACUGCUCAUCAGCAUCCACACUGCUGUCAUCCUCUUCCCAAUCAAUCUUGUCAUUGGGCGGCUCUUCCCGUUGAUUCAGCCACAGGAGACUGUGCCCCUGUUUCCUCCCAUCCAGGUCUCCUGCCUCUUAGAUGCUUCCGUUGAGCCUCUCUCUGUCACAAUGGUAGUUGAGGAAUUAAGGGAAACUGUGCGAUUCCUGCUCAGGAGACAUACAUACCUACUCUCAGAGUGUAAACAACCGUCAUGGAGUUCUUGCAACAUUACUAAGCUGGUGGAACUUUUAUCCAGCCUCCUGUCUUCUCACUUGGAGGGUCAAGGCUGUCAUCAGCAGGCAGAGCGCCACCGGGCACGUGUGGUUCCUGAAAACCACCAUCAUUUCUGCUGUUACCUGUGUAGAGUUCUACAGAGGCUAAAAUCUCACUUAGGCACUCUGGGUCUCACCCAGGGCCACCAGACUUGUGACCUCCUAGCUGCAGCCAGCCAUCUUCAAAAACUCCAGGAACUCUUGGAAACACACAUGCUUCCCACGGAGCAAGAGCCAUUCAGGGAAGUCACCAGUUUCGCCAUCCUGAGCUCAGAAGAAGGAAAAAGGCCCAUCUCUAAUGGCCUGUCCAAAUGGUUGAGUUCAUUCUGCUGGCUCCUCCUGGGUCUCACUAGCCUGGCUUCAGCCUUCUUUACAGCACUUUAUAGCUUGGAAUUGAACAAAGACCAAGCCACCAGCUGGAUGAUUUCAGUUAUUUUAUCAGUGCUUCAAAAUGUCCUUAUCAGCCAGCCAGUAAAGGUGGUCAUCUUCACGUUCUUCCACUCACUGAUGAUGAGCAGGGUGCCACGGCUUCACAAGGAGAAGGAACAACAAACCAAGAGGAUCUUGGCACUCUUGGCAAAGUGUUCUUCAUCAGUACCAGGUUCAAGAGAUAAGAACAACCCUGUCUAUGUAGCCCCAACUAUGAAUAGUCCAACUAAGCACCCAGAAAGAACCCUGAAAAAGAAGAAACUCUUCCAACUGACUGGAGAUAUUUUGGUACAAAUCUUCUUCCUUACCCUGUUGAUGACUACAAUCUACUCUGCAAAGAACUCCAAUAGAUUUUACCUCCACCAAGCUAUCCGGAGGACCUUUGCUCACCGUUUCUCAGAAAUCAAGCUUCUUCAGGAUUUCUAUCCCUGGGCCAAUCACAUCCUCCUUCCUAACCUGUAUGGGGAUUACAGAGGUAAGAAUGCAGUCCUGGAGCUCAGUCAUUGCAAAUGUGGGAUACAAUUAAUUUUCCAAAUACCCGCUACCAAGACCCAUGAGAAAGAGGAAGGUCAGCUGGCUUUUAUUGACGGCCAUACCUGUGGGUGUCCCAAGGGCCUGUUCCUUGAACCUCAUCUAAGCAGGUUCAGUUAUAUCUGUUCACCCAGGCCUUUGGGGCUGAUUUCCACUGAUGAGCUUCACAAAAAGCUGACAAGAAUGAGAAUGAGGGGUUGGUCUUUGUGUCUCAGGGGUGCUUUCUUCACCUCUGUGAGACUGGAAAGCUUCACUUCCCUUCAGAUGUCAAAGAAGGGCUUUGUCUGGUCUGUCAUCUCACAAGUCAUCUAUUAUCUACUGAUCUGUUACUAUGCCUUCAUACAGGGUUGUCGGCUAAAACGGCAAAAGUGGAGGUUCUUCACCAGGAAAAGAAACAUUCUGGACACAAGUAUAAUCCUCAUUAGCUUCAUCAUCCUGGGGCUUGACAUGAAGAGUAUUUCUCUACAUAAGAAAAACAUGGAACAAUACCACCAUGACCGGGACAGGUUCAUCAGCUUCUAUGAGGCAGUAAAAGUGAACUCUGCUGCAACCCAUCUCGUGGGCUUCCUGGUUCUGCUGGCAACUGUUCAGUUAUGGAACUUGCUGCGUCAUAGCCCCAGGCUGUGGGUCAUCAGCAGGACACUGAGCCGAGCCUGGGACGAGGUGUCAGGCUUUCUGCUGAUCAUCCUGAUCCUGCUGACAGGCUAUGCCAUUGCCGUAAGCCCCCACAUUGCUGUCUCUCCUUCCAUAUGGGCUGUGGUCCUUUUUUUUGUUAUCGCUUUAGACCCAGUCCUGGGCACCUUUCUGGUCCUCACCAGUGUCAUCUUGUUGGUACUUGUGAUAAUUAAUCUUUUUGUUUCUGCCAUUCUAAUGGCCUUUGGAAAAGAAAGAAAGUCACUUAAGAGACAAGUUGCACUAAUAGAUAUGCUGCUACUGAAGCUCUCAAAUUUGUUAGGAAUCCGUCAGCCCCAAAAAACGUCAUCUGAGCAAGCAGCUACGACAUCAAUGGGCAUUGACACUGAAGUUUUAGAAGACGAACUACCUUAAUCCUGUUUUCUCCUACUUGGCUUAG
Molecule: messenger RNA, 5113 nt
Organism: Cebus imitator (Panamanian white-faced capuchin)
Lineage: Eukaryota; Metazoa; Chordata; Mammalia; Primates; Cebidae
Gene: PKD1L3
Product: polycystin 1 like 3, transient receptor potential channel interacting
Biological process (GO): detection of mechanical stimulus
Cellular component (GO): membrane
Molecular function (GO): calcium channel activity; protein binding
Source: RefSeq, a predicted model, not a curated record